AUGAUAAAGUAUGGACGUGCAUGGGCCCUAGUUGUGAAGGUUUAUGGCUUUCAGCGCGCCUGGCACUGGAAAGCAAGCAGCUCAAGGCAUGAUAGUAGUGUAAGUUCCUCAAAAUUGUUAGAUAGAGGAAUGCCUUGUACAUUGGUCAACAGACUUGCCGUAAGCACUGCUGUGGCGGCGCCUGCAAGGAGGAUGUAUACGGGAUGCUGCGAAGUCUGCUCGUCUGCAGAAGGUGCGGAACCGAACUCCUCCGUUCUCUGCCAUGAAUCUUAUUGCUUUUAUAAUCUUUGUUUCGUACACUGGUGUUAUGAUUCCACUCCUUCCAUCGACGGGAAAGCGCCUCUGCCCAUGGACGAAGGGGCCACUUCAUUCAUCCUGCCACGUAUUCUAUAUGGUGCACUCGCCCUUGCUAAGAAGGCCUAUCUAGCCACCAUCGAAGGGUUUAUGAAUGGAGGAUACGCCAAGCCUCCAACCGAUCUCAAAACCGGUCGCCCCCUCAUGACCCAGUCAUUUGAAGGAUUUGCUGCGGCCCUGCCUUUCCAGACAGCAUCCAGUGGAAUAGCCACUGCAGGAGGGGCCCUUCAGGCGGCCCCUCCUGGCAACUUCUCUUCUGAUAAUCCCUCAUCGGCUGAUAUGGGUACAGCAGUAACGGAUACGGACGUUGUUGACGCGUCUACUCCAAGUUUGAGUAAUAAAGCAAGCUCCGAUUGGUUUUUCUGGGAUGCAGACCAACCGUCGGAAGAAGAUCGAGUAAUUGCAUAUUCUUCCCGAUCCCUCUGGAGGCCCACGAAGCAGAUGACAGGCGUUCCGCCACCCCGCACACUCCUUUCCGAAGGAAUAUUGCACGGGCAGGUCCGUAGGUCUAUUAACAAAGGACGGGGGGGUGAAAGAAGCAGCGUCUUCUCCCGAAUUGUUGGAUGGCCAUGGACCGACCCUGCAAUAGCUGAGGCUGAAGCUGUUUCUGAUUUGGCACGGAAAGUACACCACUGGAAUUCACAGCGCCACCGUAAACCCGGGAGCAAAACUAAACUCAUCUUCGCUAUGCGCCAUGCAGAAAGUGAAUUUAACGUGUGGCGGCGUGAAUCCUUCAUGAAGCUUCGUUUCAGGGAUAUGCUCAAAAGGGAUUGGGGAGAAUGUGAUGUACAAUUGUCACCCGAAGGCCAGGCCCAGUGCAAGAGGGCCAAUGAGAAGCUAAAAGCUUUGCUGGCGGCCGUACGUGAUCUGGAGGAGGACGAAAAAAACGAGGGCAUCAGCAUAUCACGCCCAUUUUGCAUUGACGCGUUCCUUGUAUCACCACUUGUUCGGGCGCUGCAGACUGCCGCGAACUCGUUUCAUGAAAUCGACUCGAGCUGGCACUGCUCCUCGACGAACUUGGCCUCAGCUAGGCAAAAGAGGAGUGUUACCUGGAUAGUUGACAGUAUCCUACGGGAGAAGCUUUCCACAAUGGGAGAUGUCGGCACAGAGCGCUGCUCCCUGCUUUCUCGACUUGCCGACUUACACAAGCAAGGGAAAUUGCAGUCCAGCACCUUCGACUUUGGGCUUGUUCCUGAGAGUGAAAAAUGGUGGGUUCCCGACACUGCGGAGCAGAUCCGGGCUCUUGUUGAGAAUUGCAGCUACCCUAAAGGGAGUGGCAGUAGCUGGUCAGACACGCAGAGCACAUCAGCGUCAGAGACAGGACAGGAUGCAGGCGAUGCCGUUUUCAUCGUGGGAAGUGCAUCUAAGCAUCCUCUCUCCGUUGCCGAAAGUUCAAUUAAGAAAACUUUUGAGCUGGCGGAGCGGCCGGCGCGGGAUCCUGACGCGGCACGCCGCCGCAUGAUGGAGUGGGAGGAACGCAGUGCAAGGCUUCCCUUCUACCAAACGGUGCCCGAAGAGAGCAAUGACUUGUUGCAGCUGCGUGGGACUUUGCUGCUGUCUAUUCUUUGCCGGGCCGAACUUGUGGAUACUGCUUUCAUUGUGACGCAUUCUUUGUUUCUCAAAGCCCUUACAGGCACAAAAAAGUUCGCAAACGCGGAGAUCCGAGCAUUUACGCUCGUUUGCGACAAAAACCCAAGGCUGGUUCCCUUAUAG
This is a messenger RNA of Cyclospora cayetanensis, 2067 nucleotides long. RefSeq lists its product as uncharacterized. Bases 1 to 2067 code for a protein of 688 amino acids. The transcript is spliced from 4 exons. Gene Ontology annotation, cellular component: cytoplasm. Lineage: Eukaryota; Apicomplexa; Conoidasida; Eucoccidiorida; Eimeriidae. The record is from RefSeq and is a predicted model, not a curated record. Gene Ontology annotation, molecular function: phosphatase activity.